This is a messenger RNA of Calypte anna (Anna's hummingbird), 2442 nucleotides long. RefSeq names its product transcriptional adaptor 1 (gene TADA1). Gene Ontology annotation, molecular function: transcription coactivator activity. The transcript is spliced from 8 exons. Gene Ontology annotation, biological process: regulation of transcription by RNA polymerase II. The coding region runs from base 115 to 1122 and encodes 335 amino acids. NCBI's taxonomy places the organism in Eukaryota, Metazoa, Chordata, Aves, Apodiformes, Trochilidae. Gene Ontology annotation, cellular component: SAGA complex. The record is from RefSeq and is a predicted model, not a curated record.
GGCGGUGACGUCACGGGCCGGGCGGCCGCCGCGCUUUACGGCGGUGUCGCGCUGCGAGGGGCUGAGGCGGGGGGCCCGGAGGUCUCUGUCACCUCCUUGUCCCCUCUCCCGGGGAUGGCCACGUACGUGAGCGAGCUGGAGGCGGCCAAGAAGAGCCUGAGCGAGGCUCUGGGCGAGAACGUGAAGCAGUACUGGGCGAACUUGAAGCUGUGGUUCAAGCAAAAGAUCAGCAAGGAGGAGUUUGACCUGGAGGCACGCAGGCUUCUCACGCAAGACAAUGUCCACUCACACAAUGAUUUCCUCCUGGCUAUCCUGACCAGAUGCCAGAUUUUGGUUUCAGCACCAGAAGGUUCAGGAUCUCUCCCAUGGCCAGGUGGCUCUGCAACUAAACCUGGAAAACCCAAAGGAAAGAAAAAGAUUUCUUCAGUUCGACAGAAAUUUGAUCACCGGUUCCAGCCUCAGAACCCACUCUCAGGAGCCCAGCAGUUUGUGGCAAAGGAUCCCCAGGAGGAUGAUGAUCUGAAGCUGUGUUCUCACACCAUGAUGCUUCCUACACGUGGCCAGCUGGAGGGAAGGAUGAUUGUCACUGCUUAUGAGCACGGGCUGGACAAUGUCACCGAGGAGGCAGUGACUGCAGUUGUUUAUGCUGUGGAGAACCACCUUAAGGAUAUCCUGACAUCUGUGAUCUCCAGGAGGAAAGCGUAUCGCCUGCGGGAUGGCCACUUCAAGUAUGCCUUUGGCAGCAACAUCAACCCUCAGCCAUACCUGAAGAACAGUGUUGUUGCUUAUAACAACUUAAUUGAGUGCCCUCCAAGUGGUGUGGUACCAUCUGCUGGGCAGGGUCUGGCUCCCCAGCCCCCCCCUGAUGAUGCUGAGCAGCAGGCAGCUUUGCUCCUGGCCUGCUCUGGGGACACCUUGCCAGCAUCCCUGCCUCCUGUGAACAUGUAUGACCUUUUUGAGGCACUGCAGGUGCACAAAGAAAUCAUUCCUGCACACACUGUUUAUGCUCUGAACAUUGAGAGAAUUGUCAUGAAGCUCUGGCAUCCAAACCAUGAGGAGCUGCAGCAGGAUAAAAUCCAUCGUCAGCGCCUGGCAGCCAAGGAGGGCCUUCUGCUCUGCUAGGGCUUGACAGCUCUGCCAGGCCUCAGGUAGCCCCAGGGCUGUCCCUUGGACUUGCUGUUCAGAUGCUGCUGACAAAUUUUGUCAGCAUUUGAUGGAUGAUGUAAGUUACAAGCCAGCAUUUCCUAUGGAAAUAAGACUGGAAGGCUUUCUCUGCUUCCCCAGAGCCACGGAGUGCCUGCUGCCAUCCCACUGAACUGGGAAGGAGAAAGGAGGGGUUUGUUUGCAAAGACUUUUCUAGGGAAACUGAGGGUGGAAAGAAUUGGUUUUAAAUAGGGUGCAUUUGUGGUUUUUCUUUAUGAGCAUGGGAGUCAAACUCUCCACCCUCCCUUCUGAGCUCAGUUUCCAGGGGCCUCGUUCAACUUCUGGUGCAGCUGGUGGGAUCUUUUCCAUUCAUUUAACUGGAAACAGGCUGGACUCUUGUGAAGAUGGACUCUUCUGUAGGCUGAUGUUGUUCCUCUUCAACCAGGCAAACCAUUGAUUAGAGACCCUAAAUGCAAACAAGGCAAAGAGGGACAGACCCUUUCCAGCCUGCCUUUAGAACUGUUUUGUAUCACUACAUAUGAAGUCAGAGGAAUCUCUUGCCACUUAGCAAAACAGGUAAUAAAAUCAGGGUUGUGAGUACUGUUUUUCUCUCAGCCUAGUCCUUGACUCACCCUUGUUGUCACAGCUGUGUUUGGAUGUCACAGGAGUUGUUGGACCUGUGACAGCACCAAGUGUUGCUUACUUUGUCAUACAAAAUAAGCAGCCACACAUGGGGCAGAUUGCUGUGUUUCAGGUACUCUGCUGCCUUCCUGAGUCAGCACUGAGCUCCUCAGACACUGAAGAGACACAAGAAUGCCAUUAAUAUAUUUUAAUUACUGUAUUACCUCGUAUGGAGGGACCUGCUGAAGGGUGACUUGGUGUAGUGUGUGUCCAGACAGUGGAACUGAAACUGUUUCCUCUGGGGGAAUAUGAAAGGGGAAGCUCAUGGUUCCUUUCCAUUCUGGUUUUCCUCUGUUGGGGAAAUAUUGGGAUAGGAGAGCUGUCACCUUUCUUUCCCCUUUCCUCUGGAGUUUCCUUCUCUCCUCUGCCCCCAGGAUGCAGGUCCCUGGGGUUUCUCAAGUACUCAAUCCCAACUGUGUGGCUGUAGCCAGGAAGUCAGGCAGGGACGAGCAAGUCCCUGGGGUUGUGGUGUUUGGUUACCAUUAAAAACUAUUGUUUCCAUUUGAAUUUCUGAAAGCAGUUUCCAGUUGGUGGCUUUUGUUAUGUCUUUGUUCAACUUGAAAGCUCCCCCAAUCAGAUAUCUGUUUUUCUGUGACAGCCACUUCUGAAACUCAGGUG